CAGCUAGGCACGUGAAGUCUGCCUCUCUUUUAAACCCACGACGAAACGCCAAUUCUCCCUUCGCACCCGCCGUCUUGGCUCCUCGGGCCCCGCAGUGCAGCGUCAACGAACACUCAGCCAAAUCGUUCCUCCCACCCCGCCAUCGCCAUGGGUGAGCCAGUCAAGACCCCCGUGGUCGCGGAGGCCCAUCUGGUCGACACCUACCAUCCCCCCCACAAGAUGCUUGAGAAGCAUCCAAGCAAACCUCAUCUGAAUGGCCUCGAAGAUUACCAGCGGCUGUACAAGGAGUCCAUCACCGAGCCGGAGAAGUUCUUUGCGAGAAAUGCUAGGGAGCUGUUAACUUGGCAGCGGGACUUCCAGACCGUCCGAACCGGGACUCUGACCGACGGGAAUGUUGCAUGGUUCGUUGAGGGCCAGCUCAAUGCCUCCUACAAUCUCGUCGACCGGCACGCCUUCAAGGACCCGAACAAGGUCGCCGUUAUCUACGAGGGCGACGAGCCUAACCAAGGCCGAAAUCUGACCUACGGCGAGCUCCUUCGCGAGGUAAGCCGGGUCGCCUAUGUCUUGAAGAAGAUGGGCGUCCGAAAGGGCGAUACCGUCGCGAUUUACCUACCCAUGAUUCCGGAGGCCAUUGUCGCUCUCCUGGCCAUUAGCCGUAUCGGCGCUAUCCACUCCGUCGUCUUCGCCGGCUUCUCCGCCGAUUCCCUGCGCGACCGUGUCAUCGAUGCUCAAUCCAAGGUCGUCAUCACCACGGACGAGGGGAAGCGAGGUGGCAAGUUGAUCGGCACCAAGAAGAUCGUGGACGACGCGCUCAAGCAAUGCCCCGAUGUCACCGGCGUGCUCGUCUUCAAGCGCACUGGCGCCGACAUCCCCUGGACGCCGGGUCGCGACCUGUGGUGGCACGAGGAGGUCGAGAAGUGGCCGACAUACAUUGCGCCCGAAGUCAUGAACUCCGAGGAUCCCCUCUUCCUGCUGUAUACCUCGGGCUCGACCGGGAAACCCAAGGGCGUUAUGCACACUACCGGCGGAUACCUGCUCGGCGCCGCGCUAACCGGUAAAUACGUGUUCGACAUUCACGACGGAGAUCGGUACUUCUGCGGCGGCGAUGUCGGCUGGAUUACCGGCCACACGUACGUCGUCUACGCGCCCCUUCUCCUAGGCAUAUCCACGGUGGUCUUUGAGGGCACUCCGGCCUACCCGAACUUUUCACGUUACUGGGAGAUCAUUGCGAAGCACGAGGUCACGCAGUUCUACGUGGCGCCGACGGCGUUACGGUUGUUGAAACGCGCCGGCGACGACUUCGUCAAUGCCGACAUGCCGAAGCUGAGGGUUUUGGGAUCGGUGGGUGAGCCUAUCGCCGCCGAGGUUUGGAAGUGGUAUUUUGAAGUUGUUGGCAAGGAGGAAUCGCAGAUUGUCGACACGUACUGGCAAACCGAGACUGGCUCGAACGUAAUAACGCCCCUGGCCGGCGUAACCCCCACGAAGCCGGGCAGUGCCUCGCUGCCUUUCUUCGGAAUAGAACCAGCCAUCAUCGACCCCAUUUCCGGCGAGGAAAUCUACGGAAAUGACGUUGAAGGUGUGCUGGCGUUUAAGCAGCCGUGGCCUAGCAUGGCUCGGACUGUCUGGGGUGCCCACAGGAGAUAUUUAGAUACAUACCUGAAUGUGUAUCCGGGCUACUACUUUACCGGCGACGGAGCUGGCCGUGAUCACGAAGGAUUCUAUUGGAUCCGAGGGCGAGUCGAUGAUGUCGUCAACGUUAGCGGGCAUCGUCUGUCGACUGCCGAGAUUGAGGCGGCCCUCAUCGAGCACCAUUCGGUAGCCGAAGCCGCCGUCGUCGGCGUCACCGACGAGUUGACCGGCCAAGCCGUCAACGCGUUCGUGGCCAUCAAGAACGGGAACGAAGCCUCGGACGCCUUGAGGAAGGAAUUCAUUCUGCAAGUGCGGAAGAGCAUCGGACCGUUUGCCGCCCCCAAGGCGGUGUACAUCGUACCCGACUUGCCAAAGACCCGGAGCGGAAAGAUUAUGCGCCGUAUCUUGAGGAAGAUUCUGGCCGGCGAGGAGGACCAGCUCGGUGACGUAUCAACGUUAUCGGACCCGUCGGUGGUUGAGAAGAUUAUUGCUACCGUUCACGAAGCUCGGAAGAAGUAAUGGUUGGAUACGGAUAUAAGUGGGUAGGUAGGCGGCUCGAUUGGAGAACACCUGACAGGGCCUUGGAUCGCAAAUGCGGGGAAGGGUCCCAAGACAUCGGAUAAGUUGGAGAAUUAUGAGUAUAGUAUGCUAUUUGACGGCAACAUUGUGGUUUGGCACAGCCACAGAGCGGAGGAAGACGGUACGCCACCGGCUCAGCAGCUAGUGGCGCGCGCCCUUUGGUGUGGAGGCUUUGAGGAAUCGCUCGGCCAAGGGUGGGAUAGUUGCGCUGAUAUGGACGGCGUGUUUUUUAUUGAUUUGUCAGCUUUAGAGCCACCUUAUAUCAGCUUGAUUGUACAUUCCUAUAACGCGGCGGCUUUAACGCCGAGGGUGAUCAAACAGGUCGUGGUUUGCCGUUGGU
This is a messenger RNA of Durotheca rogersii, 2548 nucleotides long. RefSeq lists its product as uncharacterized. NCBI's taxonomy places the organism in Eukaryota, Fungi, Ascomycota, Sordariomycetes, Xylariales, Xylariaceae. Bases 148 to 2148 code for a protein of 666 amino acids. Gene Ontology annotation, cellular component: cytosol. The record is from RefSeq and is a predicted model, not a curated record. The transcript has 7 exons. Gene Ontology annotation, molecular function: AMP binding; acetyl-CoA synthetase activity.